AUCUCAGAUCCCGGGCCUCCCGGAAGUUGUUGCACAGUCGUUUCCGGGGUGGUGUAAGGAGGAGCGGGACCCCAAAUGGGUCGCAGUCGCAGCCGCUCCCCACGGAGGGAACGUAGGCGGUCCCGCUCCACAUCCCGGGAGAGAGAUCGCAGGCGCCGGGAGAGGUCCAGGUCCCGGGAAAGAGAUCGGAGAAGGAGCCGCUCACGAUCCCCACACCGGAGACGCUCCAGAUCUCCAAGACGACAUAGAUCCACAUCUCCUUCCCCUUCUCGACUGAAAGAAAGAAGAGAUGAGGAAAAGAAAGAAACAAAAGAAACCAAGAGUAAAGAACGUCAGAUUACUGAGGAAGACUUAGAGGGCAAAACAGAGGAAGAAAUAGAAAUGAUGAAGUUAAUGGGAUUUGCUUCCUUUGAUUCCACAAAAGGAAAGAAGGUGGAUGGCUCUGUAAAUGCCUAUGCCAUAAAUGUGUCUCAGAAGAGGAAGUACAGGCAGUACAUGAAUCGAAAAGGUGGAUUCAACAGACCUUUGGAUUUCAUUGCAUGAGACUUGAAAUGUUGAAGAAUGAUUUUUUUCCCCUCAUCUUGGUCAGAGAAUGGAUUUUGUAUUUUGUUAAUUAGUAUGCAUCAAAAACAGGAUCCCGGUUCUUCUUCUUAUAAAGUAAGAAAAUCUUAUUUAUGAUACGCGCAGUUCACUUACCUUGCCUCAAAAGAAGAAAGGUUAAAUAUACAUUUUUGUCUUUUAGGAAAUAUCAUUUGUGGCAAUCAUCAAACCCAUUUUGUUUAUCCUUAUUCCUGUGGAAGUUGUAUAUGUUUUCUUCUUGGAGGCUCAUUAGGAAUUUUUGAAAAACAUGAAAGUAAUUUGGAUGUAAGUUCUCCAAUAAAGCAAUAUUUCUAACCUUUUAUAUUUGAUAAAUAUUUUUGUUACUGGGUAAAAGAAUCUCCCUAGACAUUUUCUUUUUUUUCAAACAUAGAUUUAGGUGUCUUGAUUCUUAGUAGGUUAAGAACUGGAAGAAUGAAGAAGUAUAACUUCAGAUUUUUGUAUCUUCUGUGUGUUUUCCCCCAAUACCAUUUUUUUUUUUGCCUCAAUUAUAAAAGCAAUGCAUGCUUAUUAUUAAAAAAAACUUGGGAGAAACCAAAAAGUAAAAGAGAAGCCAAAAAUCUACUGUAGUCUACUCCCAGAAAUAAUGAGUGUUAAUGUUUUGGUAUAUAUCUUUUCAGGCUCCUGUGGUUAUAUAUUGCUCACCCCAACCAUAAGAUCAGAAUAUAUAAAUAUGUACAUAUACACACAGUUCUUUCUCUGACCCUUUUUCUGCCAUGUAUUAUGAAUAUUUUUUUAUACUUUUAAAUAUACUUUGUCAACUUAGCUUUUAGUAGCUCCUUGGUUAUAUCAUAAUUUUUUAACUGAUUCCUUAUUGGUAAACAUUGGCUUGUCUCCCAUGACUUGUUAUAAUUAAACUGUGACACUACUGUCUAUCCCCAUUACAUAUA
Messenger RNA from Microcebus murinus (gray mouse lemur), 1487 nucleotides. It is a transcript of the gene SNRNP27, whose product is annotated as small nuclear ribonucleoprotein U4/U6.U5 subunit 27. Gene Ontology annotation, cellular component: precatalytic spliceosome. Gene Ontology annotation, biological process: RNA splicing. The record is from RefSeq and is a predicted model, not a curated record. Lineage: Eukaryota; Metazoa; Chordata; Mammalia; Primates; Cheirogaleidae.